CGCCGGGAUAUUGGGAAUGUUCUGACAUUUGUGUCCGAAGAGAGUUCCUGUCACUCACUGAAGACAGAAAAGCACAACAGUAUAUUCAAGAUGUGCACCAGGAAUCCUGUAAUUGUCGUACAUGGAGGUUCUGGAAAAUACAAGGAGGAAUUUAAGGAAGUCUGUCUGCUGAGAGUGAAGGAGGCUGCUCUCCAGGGUUAUUGCCGGGUUCAGCAAGGAGGCAGUGCUCUGGACAUGGUGGAAGAGGCUUCAACAAUUUUAGAGAAUGACCCCCAUUUUAAUGCUGGUUGUGGAGCCGUGCUGAAUGAAUGUGGUGAAGUUGAGCUUGAUGCCAUUAUCAUGGAUGGGAAAAGCCUUGAUACAGGAGCAGUUGCCGGUGUCAGAAACAUAGCUAAUCCAACGAAGCUUGCUCGACUGGUUAUGGAAAAGACCAAUCAUGUGAUGCUGAGUGACCGAGGUGCGUCGCGAUUUGCUAAAGCAUUGGGUUUCCCGGAAGUGCCAAUGGAGUCUUUGAUUACAGAACGAUCAAGAGAACGAUGGAGACAAAACCUCCAAGCAGCUUCUACCCCACUGGAUUCACAGAUUGAUCAUGGGACAAUUGGUGCUGUUGCAUUAGACACUGAUGGGAAUGUGGCUUGUGCCACCUCUACUGGAGGACUCAGCAACACGUUGGUGGGUCGGAUUGGUGAUACUCCCUGCAUAGGAAGUGGAGGCUAUGCUGAUAACCUGAGUGGUGCAGUGUCUACCACAGGAAAAGGAGAGGCAAUUAUGAAGAUGACCCUGGCUAGAUUGAUUGUGUUUUACAUGGAACGAGGCAUGUCUCCAGCAGAGGCUGCUGAAACAAGCCUUCAAUGUCUGUGGACCAGAUUACAGAGUCAUGCUGGAGUAAUAGUCAUUGACAAUGCUGGGGAGUGGACAGCCAAGUUCACCACUGAAAAUAUGCCAUGGGCUGCAGUAACGGGUGGCAAGGUGUAUUAUGGCAUUGCUUUGGGAGAGAUCCGAACUUCUGCCAUUGAAGAUAUUUGCCAGUGAAGUUCCCAGAAGGAAGAAGUGACACCCAGAGCAGGAAGAUCCCUGGCUUGAUCCUUGAUCUGUGCUGAGUAAUCUGAUUACUAAGGACACCAUAAUUGGCUUCAAUGACCAUGAAUGAAUGACGAGUGGAAAUCAGUCAGGCUUGCCUCUUCAGAUCACAAUCCACUGAUGAUCUCAAUGCCCCUCGCUGUGUAUGAAUGUCAGUGAAGACAGUCCUUCCAUAAUUGUACAGCUUGGUGCCACGCACUGCUUAGGAUCACACAGGAACAGUGUUACUGGAAGGCAGCCGUUGUCCGUGGAGCAAGUCAGCAGCUUC
Molecule: messenger RNA, 1348 nt
Organism: Carcharodon carcharias (great white shark)
Lineage: Eukaryota; Metazoa; Chordata; Chondrichthyes; Lamniformes; Lamnidae
Gene: asrgl1
Product: asparaginase and isoaspartyl peptidase 1
Exons: 8
Coding region: 91-1032 (313 amino acids)
Molecular function (GO): asparaginase activity
Source: RefSeq, a predicted model, not a curated record